This is a messenger RNA of Suillus subalutaceus, 387 nucleotides long. RefSeq names its product Homeodomain-like protein. Bases 1 to 387 code for a protein of 128 amino acids. The record is from RefSeq and is a predicted model, not a curated record. Lineage: Eukaryota; Fungi; Basidiomycota; Agaricomycetes; Boletales; Suillaceae. The transcript is spliced from 2 exons.
AUGAUGCACGGAAACCAGCGACAUAUACCAGAUGCUGCGAAGCAGCAGUGGUUUGUUAUGUCCACACAUGGCAUGACAUUGAAGGCCAUAGCGCAAGUGACAGGAUCCAGCCAUCAAACAGUCAAUAGAGUUCUUCGGCUCUCACAACUCACGGGCUCUGUUGUUCGAAAGCCUCUGGAAAGUGGUCGUCCUUGUCUACUUACAGCACAGGACGUUGCAUACCUUAUUUCAUGUGUCGAACUCACUCCUGACAUAUUUCUAUCUGAACUACAAAGUGCUCUACGGGAGGUGAGGGAUAUUGAGGUGUCCCUUGCCACCAUCGAACAAACACUACAUAGGCAUGGAUUGACUCACAAGCAUGUAUGUAAAAUAUGUUUGUGCAUGUAA